AUGGCCUUGCCCACAGCUCAACUCCCUUGGGGGGCCUGUGGGACCCCCAUCCAUGGCAGCCUCCUGCUCCUGCUCCUCAGCCUCGGGUGGGUGCAGCCCUCGAGGGCCCAGGCCAGAGAGCCGGCACCGGAGGCUGUGCCACCUGACCAGGUCUUGGCCAACACGUCUGAUACAGCCAGCCCCUCCGGGAGCACCCUCCUUGGCUUCGCCUGUGCUGAGCUGUCUAGCCUGAGCGUGCAGCAUGUUCAGGAGCUGGCUGUGGCCAUGGGGCAGAAGAAUGUCAUGCUCCGGGCAGAUCAGCUGCGCUGUCUGGCUGGCCUGCUCUCCAGGCACCACACCCUCGCGGACCUGGACACGCUCCCGCAGGACCUGUUGCUGUUCCUCAACUUGGCCGUGUUCUCGGGACCCCAGGCCUGUGCCUGGGUCUUCUCCUGUGCUGCGAAGGUGCUCCCGCGGGGGGCUCCAGAGCGGCAGCAGCUUAUGUCCGUAGCUCUGGCCUGCCGGGGCGUAUGGGGAUCCCGGGUGAGCGAGGCAGAUGUGUGGGCACUGGGAGGCCUGACCUGUGACCUGCCUGGACACUUCGUGUCUGAGUUGGCAGGGGCUGUCCUGCCCCAGGUGGCAUGCUGCGUGGACCAGGACCAGCAGGAAGCACUCAGGGCAGCUCUGCAGGGUGGAGGACCCCCCUUCGGCCCUCCAUCGACAUGGUCAGUCUCCACCCUGGACGCUCUGCGGGGCCUGCUACCCGUGCUGGACCAGGACACCAUCUGCCAAGUCCCAGAGGAUGUUGUGACCAUGUGGCUGCAACACACAUAUUGGGACCCCUCCUGGUGGCAGCCUGGGCUGAUCAUCAUCCCCCCAAGGCUCCGGCGCGACACAAGGAAGAAGGCCUGCCCGCCAGGCCGGAAGCCCCAUGUGGUGGAUGUGGAACUGGUUUUCUACCCACCAUGGGAGCUGGAAGCCUGCGUGGAUGGGGCCCUGCUGGCCUCCCAGAUGGAAAGCGUGAACGCCAUGCCCUUCACCUACGAGCAACUGGCCAUUCUGAAGCACAGGCUGGACCUGGUCUACCCCCAAGGCUACACUGAGCCCCUGGUACAGCGCCUGGGGUACUUCUUCCUCAAUAUGAAGCCAGAAGACAUCGACAAGUGGAAUGUGACCUCCCUGGACACCGUGAAGCCUCUGCUCGAAGUUAGCAAGGGGCGAAAGAUGGACGCUCAGGUGGCUGCCCUGAUUUCCCGCUAUCUGAUGGGAAGUCGCCAGCUGGACAAAGACACCCUGGACACCCUGGCUGCCUUCCGCCCCAUAUACCUGUGCUCCUUCCGCCCUGAGAACCUGGGUGCUGUGCCCCCCAGCAUUAUCUGGUCGGUCAGACCCCAGGACCUGGACACCUGCAGCCUGAGCCAGCUGAACAUCCUCUACCCCAAGGCCCGCCUGGCCUUCCAGAACCUGAGUGGAUCUGAGUACUUCCUGAAAAUCCGGACCUUCCUGGGUGGGGCCACCACGGAGGAUCUGCGGGAUCUCAGUCAGCAGAAUGUUAAUAUGGACUUGGCUACGUUCAAGAAGCUGAGGACGGAAGCUGUGGUGCAGCUGACCGUGGCUGAGGUGCGAGACCUCCUAGGACCGCACGUGGCGGGCCUGAAGGCUGAGGAGGGCAAAAGCCCCGUGCGUGACUGGAUCUUCCGGCAGCCGCAGGACGAUCUGGACACGCUGGGGCUGGGGCUCCAGGGCGGUGUCCCCAGUGGCUACCUGGUCCUGGACCUCACUUUCCGAGAGGCCCUCUCGGGGGUGCACCGCCUCCUGGGACCUGGACCCAUGCUGGCCACUCUCCCGGCUCUGCUCCUGGCCUUAGCCUCCAGCUGA
Molecule: messenger RNA, 1857 nt
Organism: Carlito syrichta (Philippine tarsier)
Lineage: Eukaryota; Metazoa; Chordata; Mammalia; Primates; Tarsiidae
Gene: MSLN
Product: mesothelin
Exons: 16
Coding region: 1-1857 (618 amino acids)
Biological process (GO): cell-matrix adhesion
Cellular component (GO): cell surface
Source: RefSeq, a predicted model, not a curated record